Molecule: messenger RNA, 12087 nt
Organism: Dufourea novaeangliae
Lineage: Eukaryota; Metazoa; Arthropoda; Insecta; Hymenoptera; Halictidae
Product: titin
Biological process (GO): axon guidance; homophilic cell-cell adhesion; dendrite self-avoidance
Cellular component (GO): axon; plasma membrane
Molecular function (GO): cell-cell adhesion mediator activity
Source: RefSeq, a predicted model, not a curated record
UCUGCGACCGAUCGACCGGUGAUGUGACACGACUGUGACAUGUGUCACGCGAGUGUUGCUGCUGCUGCGGUUUACGUUGUGGUUGUCAUUGCAUAAACGUGGAUCGAUUUAGAGGAGAAUUACGAGAAUGGUGGACGGGCACGACGCGAUGGAAACGACGGAGAAUAGCGAUGGACCUCGUGAGAAGGAAUCACGAUCGGUGGUGGAGAGCAACGAGGAUCCCCCCCAACAAACCACCGCACCGACGACCACCAUAAGCACCAUAGCCGUGCAGAGCGGUGAAACACGUCUGGUGAUCGCUCUACUUCAAAACGGGGAAUGGCUCAGGUUGAAGGUACUGGAGGUCCAGCCGGAAUUAACGAAGCUCGGCGCCUCCGUCGAGGAAGCAACCGAGCUAUCCAGCGCACACGACGAAGUCCUGCUUCGAUUGCAGAGCAAACAAAGCCCGGUUGAGGAACUGCUCCGACAGGCUGAUCAAUUGAUUUCGAACCAAAGGCCAAGGGCGGAAGUGUACGCCGCGAUGGCGGAAACGCUGGGCCAAGCGUGGCGCGACGUGAACGAGCUUUUGGAGCGCCGGAAACAGAUCCUCGACAGCAACGUAUUGUUUCAAUGUUUCAGCCGAGCAGAGGAGUGUCGGGAAAGCAUGAGGGCCUUGGAAAUGGCGUGCAACGACACACUGCUGCCGAUCGAGAUCGAGGCGGUGAAGAAUUUCCUGUCGAAGAUCCACGAUCUACGAAAGAACAUGUUGUGAAAGAGUUUGUUGGACAGGCUGAAGGAGAUCGCAAACGAAGGCACCUUGGACUCCAGGCCGGACAGAAUUAAAUUGGAAGCUGAUCACGCUGUAUUACAAGUCGAAAGGUGGUUGGAGGAGCUUCACGACCGAAGGCAACUGAUCGAAACGUCGUUUCGUAGUAGAAAAACACAAUUGGAACAAUGCUUGGCUCUAGCCCUGCUGGCAACCGAUUUACGCGAUCUCGAAGAGAUCCUGAACGAUCGAAUCGCUGCCCUUUCGAGCAGUUGCGAUCAACUCGGUGAUUCCGCAUCGAGCGCGGACUUACUUCUGUUUGAAUUGAAAAAGUUACAGGCUGAAGCGAAGGAAUUUCAAGAUAGAUCGAUCAAGAUUACGAAGUCGACCGAACGAUUAGUGUCAUCGGGACACUUUGCCGGUGAACAAGCGACAGAACAGGCUUAUGCCAUCCUCGGAGCCGCGGCUGAUUAUGUCAACGAUUUGGAUCAGUAUGAAUCUCUGCUGAAUAGAGCCGUGGCCUUCUUCGAAUUGGCGCGAUCGGCUAUUACGAAACUGGAUCAGCUCGAGAUCCAGCUGGUGACAACGGAGCAUCCCCCAUAUUCGGCACGAUUAGCUCGUUUCCAUGCUCAGACGGUCGCCACCAUAGAAGACGUCACGUCGAAGCCUUUGGAGGAAGGAUACGCCCUCCUCGAUAUCACAGGAAGAGGAGCGCCUGGAGCCGAGGGUGUAAAACGCACGGUGGAGGAACUGGAGAACCGGAAGAUCCGGUUAACGGAGCGUUGCACGGCUCACGAGAAAGAGAACCUCGAAAUAUCGAGAAUAAUCAACACGUUCCUGGACAAACACGACGAACUACGAAAAUGGCUGACGAGCAUACCCGAGGCGUUUCUCCAGGGCCAUCAGGACAUGGGCAGCGACGUCCCAAUGGCGGAGGAUUUCUGUCGGUUGCAUCGUCAAUUGUUAAACGAUCUCGAGCAGCGAACCGAAGAGGUCGAACAUCUGGAAUUCGAAAUACUUCCUGUCCUGGCACGGCUGGAAGAGAUACAGAGACUGGAAUUACAAUCGAAAGCCGCAGAACUUCAGAACGCCUGGACCACGACGAAGAAUCUUGUGGCAAGGAGGGUCGAGGUUGGAACGAUUUACUUGCAAUUUCACUUGGACGUUGAACAACUGACAAGGGAAAUCGAAUCGAUCGAAAGCGAAUUGACGAGACCCACUGACAUUUUGGGCGGUGCGAAAGUCGAGGAGCUUGAGAGACGCUGGAAGGACCUUCAACCCCUUUACGUGAAACUCACCGGAAAUGGGAAGGCAUUCUUGGACGCCGCUGUGAAGAUCAACGAUCCCUAUCUUGACGUGCACAGAGCUUGUCUGUGUGUUCAGACACUUUUGGAUAAGUUUGCUAAUAAACAAUUACAACUGACCAGAAUCACCAGUGAGAUCGUGAUGGAGAAACGUAUCGAGUAUGAACGAAAAAUUGAAGAAAGUAGAAAGACAUUGGAGACAGUUACUAAAUGUUUCGAAUCGAUUUACCCGAUAUUAACGACACAGUCUUCUAAAACGACAUCGAUUCUUCAGGAUCUGCAAAGUUCGAAAACUCAUACUGUACCUGAACUGAACAAAUCAGUCAGCGAAUUGGACUCCAGAAUUAAAAGCAUGACUUCUUUGGGUCAAAGAGAAACAGAAGAAGGUCAAUUUGCUGAGAAGAUCUUGAGGAAUCUCCAAGAGAUGCAUGAGAAUCUGCGUACAAUAGCGAGGGACUACGAAAGUCUUCUAGAGUCGAUGAUUUCUGUGGUUCAGGACAUGGACAAAGUCAAACGUGACAUCGAACAUUUAAUGAUUCAAGCGCAACGUGCUAUGUCUGUGAAGAAUUUAUUCGAAGUCGAAUCGAUUUUGAGCGAGUUAACCGCGAAAAGAAAGUGCGUUAACGAUCAAUUGGGUCAGAUCAGUGAAAAACUGGAGGAAGUCGAAGCCAGAAUCCGUAGGCAGGAACCAGCUUGGCUGGCUGCUGAUAUUCAGGAUAUCGAGAAAUUGGAACGAGCCAUGAUGUCGGUGAGAACCGAUUUUACGAACUGCGAGCGUGAAAUCGAGAAGAUUGAAGAGCAUCGACGAACCUGCAUCUUCGCUGACGAUCUGGAAAAAAUCCACAUGGAACUCCAGAAUCUGAGCGAUCAUCUGAGAAACGUGGAAGCUAGAAUCGGUGAAAAUCUUCCAGCAGCCAGAGCUACUGCUGCUUCGUUCGUGCAAUUUGAAAAAACCGUACUGAUCCUGGAGGAGAGAAUCGAGACGUUCGUGAAGUUGACCGAAAAAUCAAUAACACUUUUGACACCAAAUAUUGCAAAUGAUAUUGCUUCGUUAAGAGAAAGAUGGAGGAAUCUUAAGGCUAGAGUGGAAGAAACGAAGAGACGAAUGAAUUUGAGCGUGGAGUAUUUCGUACUUUUGGAAGAAGCUAAGGAAUGGAAUAGAACUGGCAGUAAAUUGUUAAUGAUGAUCGCAAGAAAAGCGACCACGGUAAAAGUACCGAAUGACACGAUCGAGCUUCUGCAAGAAAUUGAUAAUUACUUAAAACCAGGCGAGGAGAUACAAGAACAGAGGAUCGAGAAGCUGAAGGAACUGUCGACCAUCAUUUUCGGAACAGACAGGCUACCCCAAUUCAACGAGGUGAUAGUCGAGAAUCGUCAGAUGCUCGACUCGUUCGCGGUCGUUUCUUCCGAGCUACGAACGCUGGUUGAAAAUUUAAAGAACGCAGAAGACAUCCGAGAGAAACUGCGAAUCGAGAAACACGAAACGGACCAAAAGUUGCAGGCUGUUAAAGUAGAAAUGGCUGCCGCGGCAGCAGCCAGGGAUGAAGCUGAGAACGCCAGAAAAAUCGCCGAAAAACUCGCGGCUGAAACGUUGGAGAAAGCAACGAUGGAAGCGAAGAAAUUAAAAGAGGAAAGGGAGGCGCAGACUGUUUCAGCUCCACCGUUGUGCUCCGUGUCCGCUCAGACUGAAAAAAUUGAAACCACCGAUGAAAGUUUCGUCCAUGAAACAGUCACUUCCGCCAUUACCACUAAAGAAAUACACAUUUUGCAAAAGACGGAAAUUGAGAAGACAGUACCAGCGUUCCAACGCGAGGCGAGUCCAUUUAAGAAGAUCGUCACUGAAGAAUCUCUUGAGAAAUCUUAUGAAAAAGUACAGACGGAGGACGUUCCUCCAUUGGCUCCAGAAUUUUCAAUUCCUCUGCACGAUGCCACUGUGCAGGAAGGCGAGAGGUUCACUUUUCAAUGCAAUCUCGUCGGUCACCCGUUACCAGAAGUGGUCUGGUACAAGGAUGGAAUUUCAAUUUUGAACAACCCUGAUUACCUAACGACGUACACGCACGGUCUUUGCACAUUAACGAUCGAGGAAACGUUUGCCGAAGAUUCUGCCCAGUACACUUGCAGAGCGUUCAAUAUUGCUGGUUCAGCUGAAACCUCUGCCACUUUGACAGUCAAAGAAACAGCACCGGAAGAGCAACCCAGCCCGCCAGUUUUUGUAAAAGAAUUGGUAGCGUCAGUCGUAACGGAAGGCUCCUCUCUUCGAAUGGACUGUGUCGUGGAAGGUAACCCUCUGCCAACGGUUCAGUGGUACAAAAACGAGACAAAUAUUGACAAUUCUCCUGAUUACAUUAUCACUUACAAUAACGGCGAAGCUGUAUUAAAAUUCGACGAAGUGUUCCUCGAGGAUAAAGCUACUUACACCUGUAAAGCAGCGAAUCGAUUGGGCAACGCCUCUACUUCCGCCUUUCUGGAUGUACAAAAUUCGAGAAAUAACAUGGAGAAACCACGUUUCGUGACAGCUUUGUCAAAUGCAAUGGGCAGAGCGGGUCAAAGGGUGAGACUCGAAUGCGAGGCGACAGGAAAUCCAAUGCCUACGUUGACUUGGUACCAUGACGGUAGACAGAUCGAAGAAACGAUGAAUGUGAAGAUACAAACGGACGCCGGUCGGACCAGUUUGACCAUCACCGAGGCGUUCGCGAAGGAUGCCGGGUGUUACAUGGUCGCCGCUAGAAACGACGCAGGCGAAGCGACAGUCACCUGUAACGUGUCGGUGAAAGGACGUCUUCCACACGAGACCAGCGACUCCGAGCUGGGCUGCAGCGACAUGGAGCCCGUGGUCCCGAAGAUCCAGAUGCCCCUGAAGGAUCUAGCGAUCCAGGAAGGCCGGUCCGUUCGGUUGGACUGCGUUAUCGUUGGUCAGCCUGAACCGGAAGUGAUCUGGUACCACGACGAUCAACCGGUGAAGGAGUCCGCCGAUUUCCAGCUGUUGUUCCAGGGCGACAAGUGCUCCCUGAUUAUCCACGAGGCUUUCCUGGACGAUGCCGGUGUGUACAAAGUAGUCGCCAUUAAUUCUGGCGGCGAAGCGUCUAGUCAGUGCACGUUAACGAUAACGCCGGUCUCCGUUCCUGCGGAUUUGGGCAAAACGCGACCAGAAGUCGAGGAAAUAUUAGUUACUGGCUCGCCACCAAAAUUCGUGAAACUUCCGACGGAUUCGUUGGUGGCCGAAGGCGAGGACGCCAUAUUUGAUUGCGCGGUGGUUGGAGAACCGAAACCGGAACUCAAGUGGUUCUCGGACAGCGGCGAGAUCAUCGGAAGUGAAAGAAUCUUGAUCCAGAAAAAAGAAGAUGGAACCGGCAUUCUUCGGAUUCUGUCCGUGAUUCCGGAUGACCGUGGAAAUUACAUCGUGAAAGCCAUCAAUACUCACGGAGAGGCGAAGGCAUUCGCCAGGUUGGUCGUCAGAUCAUUGGGCGACUUCAGAAGAAAAGAAGAAUUCGUGCAAAUGGAGGAAAAACUCAUUGCGCCUACGUUCAAGGAAAGAUUCGAAGACAGAAACGUAUCUGAAGGAGUGUCGACAAAGUUCGAAUGCAUCGUCGUUGGAAAGCCAUCCCCAAAGAUUCAAUGGCUAUUUAACGAUCGUCCCGUUCAUGGCAAGGACUUCUUGGUGUCGGUCAGCGGGGAUCGACAGGUGCUAACGAUUCCGGAGACCGGAAGCACGCAUGUCGGUACUAUUUCCUGCGUGGCGGAGAACGCUGCUGGCAAAGCGAUCUGCAGUGCUCGUUUAGAGAUUGGUGGCUGGCCAAGGGAAGAGGAAAAGAAGACAGACGAGGGGGCAUCAAUAGUUGCGAGGGUGCUUGAAUUAGUCGAAAGUGUGCCCAGUAAGGAAAUGCACGCGGCGAGUAGCAGCGAGAAACACUUCUCUGCGGAGAAGAUGUCCGAGAUCGGGGGUGAUAAUAAAAUGUUGACCAAGAUGUCGGAGAUCGUCACGGAGUCCUCCACCACGCAGAAGACCACGAAGAAAGAGUACAUCUCGUCGAUGAUGUCGUCGACGAUGACGAAGUCUGGACAGGAGCCGAGCAGCGUUUGCGUGAAGACAACCGUACACAGCACCGAGCAAUCGUCGUCGGAAAAUGGGACACCCCCUGUUGUGCAGUCGUACAAGAUCGAGGAACACGAAAAGAUCAUACAAGACCAACCAGGCGAAAUUCGACAAGAAAAGACUGUUGUUGUAUCCCAGGACGAAGAAGGAAUCAAACGCGACAUCAAAGCUGCACAAGUAUCGAAACCGACCAGAAAAUCGACCGCACCAAGGUUCGUGUCACCGGUCACGGGAAUGAUCGUUGAUCAAGGCACCGAUGUUGUCCUCGAAGGAAUCAUCGACGGCUUCCCUCAGCCUUCGAUCAGUUGGUCGAAGAACGGACAGGAGCUGAAAACGAAAGACGGCGUAGCGAUAAGUUACGGGCACAAUCAUGUCCGAUUGGAAUUAAAGAACGUUAAUGUUAAGGACGCUGGACGAUAUACUUGCACCGCGAGCAACGAUGUUGGAUCAGCCAGCAGCACAGCCGAUCUAGUUGUGAAAAAAACGAUAUUCCCGCCGGUAUUUGGCAGAAGACUUCAAGCUCAAAUUGUGAAGCGUGGCGAUCGUGUGAAUAUGGAGGUGGAAAUUACAGGAACGCCAGAACCCACCGUCUCGUGGUUCAAGGAUGACAUCCCGAUCAAAGAACGACCGCCUGAAUUGAGAAUGAAACAGCAAGGAAAUUGUUAUAUGCUAAUUAUUGAAAAAGCUGAGAAAGAAAAUUGUGGAAAGUACAUGGUUCGAGCAACAAAUGCUGGCGGAGAAGCGCAAAGCAUAGCCGAUUUCGCUGUUUUCGAGCCAACACCUGAUACGAUGGUCGAAGUUCACAAAACCGUCAUCUAUGAGAACGUUCAAGAUAAAAAGCUGCUUCAGUCCGACGAAAAGAAGAGGGAAGCCUCUUCCAUCAAACAAACAACAGAACAGGUACCAAAGCCACUGAUGCAACCGAGUUCAUUCAUAAAACCGCCACCAAGCGUCACAUCUAUGUCAACGUCUCAAAAGACCCGUACAGUCGAAAAGAUCGAACAGCCGGAAAUGUGUCGAUCGGAAACAAUCUCGUCGACGAUCGAAUCCCACCAAUCCGAAACCAAAUCGGAACAGAAGUUCCACAUGAAGCUAGAACACAAGACACCGUCGUUGAUAGAGCCGACGAGGGAAGAGAAAACUCUGGUCAAAGAAGUGAUUCGCGAGGAAAAGAAAAUCAUCGAACCGAAGUCUACGGUGGUCGAAGAAAAAACGACAAUCGAAAACGAGAAUAUCGAAACAUCGACAAUAGCCAAGAAAGACGCCCUAAGUUUCUUCGAGUCGAUGACGAAGGAUACAGAGGCGACACCAAAAGGUCCAAAGGGAAUGAUCAAAUUAGUGGACGACACCGAUGGCCACGAAGUGAAAGUAGGAAAUCUGACGAAAAAUUACGAGAGAUCGACAACCUACCAAGAGGUCAGAAAGCCAGAACCAAGGCCUCCGGAGGUUCAAACGACGAAGAAAGCUGUCCACGAGAUUUUCACUAAAUUGGAACAAGGCAAUACUGCCUUUAGGGGUGUAGACAAUAAAUUGUUCGAUUUCCCAUACGAGCCUUAUAAACCAUCACCGGUAGAGACAAAGAAAACAGUCGUAGAAGAGACAAUCACUUCAGGGUCAUCGUCCCUUCAAGGAUCUCUGAUGAUGUCGAAAACAGAGACAAAGUCAGAGAGCUCGGAAAUAUUGAUGGGCGGUUUCAACUUGGUGCCUGAACCACCCCCAGAGAUUGGUUACAUGCCGAAGCCGGAAGAGGUGAAAAAAAAACGCCCUGACGUGUCCAUAAAGGCUAAACAACUACAGGAAUCAUUCGACAAAACCCUAUCCCCUAUCGACGCCCCAAUCGGCGGUGUGAAGAUAUUCCCGUCGGCCUCUCCGAAAAUUAUCGAACAACCUAAACCAGCACCAGCGCCAACGUUCUCGAUGCCACCUCCGCCGUUCGAACUCGGAAAGAAAGAGAUAGUUGAAGAGAUCUGCGUGAAGAAAGAUGUCCACGAGAAGAAGGACUUUGCACCGAGCCUGAGGCCAACGUCCCCGAGCAGACCUUGGUCUUCGUCGUCAGACGUGGAGACCAGGUCGCACGUGUCCACCGAUCUCUCGGAGUACAGGUGUCAUUCGGCCGCCUCGAGUCAUCAGGAAAUCCUCAGGUCGUCUUCGCCUAGGCCGUCAGCCGACGGCCUGGCAAUGGAGAAGUCUUGGGCAAAAAAGUGUGCAGACUCCAGUAGGAAAUCUUGGCCACCUCACGAGGACACGUCCACGAAAUUCAAGCACGAAUGGCAGAGCCCCGGCGAAGACUACAAAACUUCGUCCAAGGAAUCCAGACAGGAAGUAGAAGAGAUUCCAGGAGGCGGGAUCAAGAAAACCAGCAUGGAGUCGUCGAGUACUUUGGAAAAACGUUCCUGGAGUUCGAAACAGGAGACGAUGGAGAAACUAACGAAGAGAGCUCCGUCACCUCCGAAAGUUCAGCCCAUUAUUUACGACGCGAAGACAAUCAAGGUCGAUCACACAGUGAACAAGAUCGAAGAGAAGUCCAUGUACGAGAAAUACUCUGGUGAACGUGACACGAAGAAGUCAGAAGUAUCUGAGAAGAUCGAGCAGUUCAGUUCAAAGACUCGAUGGACAGGCGCGGAUGAUUUAAAGGCUCCUGGUUUGGUCAGGAGCGUCGAACCACCUAAGAAACCUACGCCCCAGGUGUAUUAUCCACCGCAACCAAUACCCAGCACUGAUCAGAUUAUCCUCGAACCAGGCCCACCUCCAGAAAUAGGGUAUAUCCCAGCGCCAAUGGUAAGGGAAAGUAAGAUCGAAAAAUUCGAGAAGAACCUGGAUGUAUCUGUAGAGUACCAGCCACCUAAAAUCCCUCAAGCAGGCAUCAGAACCACCCCCCAAACACCUAAACGAGAAGAACCUCCAGCAUUGCCACCUAAAGACGUUCGAAUGACUCCUCCACCUCUACCAGCCAAGCAACCAGCUCCCAUGGAACCCCUGGAACCGUUCCCGUUCAAACCGUCGCCCUCCCCACCAGUUACAAAGACACCAAGGGUAGCUCCUCCCCCUACUCCCACGAAAUUCAUGAAAGGAACCUUCGCCCAGGAGAGUGACUACGAGUCAGACAUGGACGGCCACUUGAAGGCCAAGUGGAGGCCAUACGAAAUUCCCUCCAAAUUCGAAGUUCCUCCAGAAUCGAUUUCAUUAUCUGGACAGACGAUCAGCAAAGACCGACAGGAGACGGUCUGCAAGAGGCAAACCACUUUGAAGAGACAAGAGCAGGAGAUUAAGCAGGAACAGAAGUACCAGGUAUUUCAGCCUCCUCCGGUUGAAUUGAAACCUGGCUCACCGCCGAUCUACGUUCAACCAGCCAUGAAGAGUCCAGCCCCAAAGAGUCCAGUUGCCAAGAAGCCAGAAUCUCCGAAGUUCAAAGUGAAAACGUUCCAACAGGAGAGUGGGUACAUGGCUGACACCGAUGAACCUCUGCAACAGAAAUCUUCGGUCGCGUCGUUGCAGAAGUGCUUUGGCAAACACGAAUCCUCGUCUACCACCUGUCACAUGGAGUCGCGAUCUUCUUACUCGGAAAGCCGAUCGGAUUUCUUCGAGAGCAAGAGCUACGAAAGCCGCCAGCAGCAACAGCAUCAACAGAAGAUGGAGCCUUUUGGUCCGUCACAUGUGACACCUGUUGCUAAACUGGCCCAGCAACCGAGUGGCUAUCAGCAACGCAGCUGCUUCAUGGAGAAGAGUUAUAGCUCCACCGGCAGCUCCCCGUCGAGAUUCGUGUCCACGAAGGAAACUGCUUAUACAACGGAUCAGUCGCAGAAGAGAUUGGAUAUGUCGAAGAAAAUCCUGCCGCCAUCACCGAGUCCUUCUAAAUUCGUGAAGAGCGAAUUUCGUGAAAGCGACUACGAGAGCGACUACGAUGGCAGAAUACCGCCACUUUGGAAGCCGCGAAGCUACGAGAGCGACGAUCAGCCAUUCAGACCUGUCAAACCGAAUCUCGCUGGUCCAGGAAAACCAAAGGAGCCGCCUGUGCUGCUGAUCGAAGAGACAUCGUCCCGUCUACAGAGAGCGAAGGAGCUCGAGAAAAAGGAGGAGAAGAGGGUGACCACGCCAACCAAGCCAAAAACUGUCCUACUUCCUGGUUCACCACCGGAGAUCGCGUACGCGCCUCCCCAACCCCAACCGACCUAUUACGAAGCACGUUCCGGGAUGCCCUUCCACAACGCAAUCGGAACGGAGACCAAGAAGACUGUCAGAAUGGACGAGUCGACGGAGAACAGUCGAAGGAUCGUCACAGUCGAACAGACAAGUCGAGUGAUCAAGUUCGGCGACAAUCAGAAGACUACCACAGAUUUCAGUAGCUUCGACGGGACAUCUGGUCGGACACAGAAGCCACCACAAUUUAGGGUACCGACGCCAAAGAAAUUCGUGCAAGGUCAGUUCAAGGAGUCUGAUUACGAAAGCGACAUUGACACCAGGAUCAAGCCGAAAUGGGCACCGCCUGACAGUGAUACCGAAGAGCCUAGGUAUAGAAAGGUUCAACCGCCAGCUAUAAAGUCACCAAGGUCGUCCAGCGUACCGGUCAGGCAAGGAAAUGUUGUGUCCCCGUUGGAGUUCGAUACUGGUCCACCUGUGCUGAAGAAACAGACCUCGAUGACGCAGCUCAGGGACGAAUCUAGAACGAGAAAGAUCGAUUCUCAGACGAAAAUCCAGAGGGAUUGCACGUCCUCGCAGGAGGAGACGCUGAAGCCUGGCUCGCCACCUGAGUUCGGGUACAUUUCGAGGAACGACAUGAAGCAGGCUGCCAACCACGUCGCGUCGCGUCACAUGAGCGACAUGACGAGCAGCUUCAAGUCAAAAACCGAGAAAUUCGUCAACGAUAUCCACUCGGACCUGAAGCAGGGCAAGCCGAUCCUGAAGCAUCCGACAGACAGCCGUGCCAGCGACGCGGACGAGCCACGAACGUACAGAGAAGAAUCACGAGUCUCGGAACAUGGAACGAAGCAAAUCGACCCGGAGACAGGGCUGAUCUACUUCAAAUACGACUUCGGCUACGAGUUCGGGAUCGUACUUCCCGGCGAGGGUAAGAAGACAGUGACCAGCACGAACAGAACGAUCCAAGGUCAGAGACGUGCAAGCGACAUCGAGGUGCCGAUCGUUCACGAGUUCACCACGCGAAAAGAGAACGGUUUCGCGAAGAGGACCGGCACAACGUCUUCGUCGAAUCGUCAAGGGAAGCCCACCGGUAAGUUCGGUGCCUCGAAGACCGUGAAAUGGGAGCCAACGUCCGAGAGCGAGUUCUCGGAAUCGGAGGACGUCAGGAACGCGAGGAAAAGGCAUACGGACGGCGGAAGUACGAUGGCGCCACCAAGCCUCGUGAUACCUUGUUCACCGUCGCCUUCCAGAUGGGAUCACACGACGCCCAGUCCGCUUUCCCUGAGCCCAAGCUUACCGAGCCUCUCCCCCAGAUACAGUAGUGCCACUGGACCACCCAGCAACGUCGACUCCGCAGGAUCACCGUGGCCCACCACUAACGGAGUGACCUCGAGCAAAGAAGUGAUUCAACCGUAUCUCGAAAUACUACCGAAGAAGGCUCCUCUUUUCAUCACGCCUCUUAGAGACAUCGCAGUGGUGAGCGGGCAAACAGCGAGAUUCGAGUGCAUCGUUCAAGCUGAACCGCAGCCCAACAUCCUUUGGUCCAAGGACGGCAGAAUCGUCGAGAAUUCUUCGAGCCAUGAAAUCCAUUAUAGAAACGGCGUUUGUCGUUUGACUAUAGUGCGAGCCUACCCAGAGGACGCCGGCACUUACGCGUGUACCGCGACGAAUAGCUUAGGUUCGACAGUGACUUCGGCCACCUUGCAGGUGCCAGGUAACAGACGAUCAGUAUACGCGCCUAUUUAAUAAUGGUCGAGAAGAGAUUUAAACAAAAAAAAAAAAAAAAAAAAGAAACACGCAACGCAAUC